CGGAGUGUUGAGUGGGCUCGAGUGCCCGAAUAAAAGGCACGAUCCUUUCAUUGGCGGCUGGAUAAUUGUGUGAAAUGCGGAUCGUGGAUAGUAGUCUUACUCGUUUGCCGUCUGUGUGAAACAGAUAGCGGAAAGUAAGUGGACAAGUGAGACAGUCAUAUAAAAAUAGAGCAGCGAGAGUGGCUAACGGCUUUCGGUAUAAAAUCCGUCCAAUCACCGAUUUCAAUUUAAUGCGAAACCGAAUGAUUUUAGCUACCAAAGACGUGACGUAGCGCGUGUCAGAGUGCAUCAGUCACGACGUGAUCCUUGGCUGUUUUGCGGUCAUCGUUCGUGGACCUGCCCGGGUCGUCGCGAUUUUACACUCCCCACUAUUAAUCGGGAAGUCCAACGGUAACUCCUCUUAUCGGCCAAUCCGAGAAACGGAUCGCUGGGGCUCGUCUAUGAGCAAACACGUUCCGUAAUCACAUAUAAAGGAAGCGUUUUAACGGACACUGGUAACAUGCCGCCAAAAUUCCACGGUAUCAGCUGGACGAAUUUGACGCGGGUUUCGCGGCAGUUUGACGACAAACGGAGCAUUUCUAUCAACUGCCGCUGUGUCAUCUCAACUGGCAAUCUUCUCAACUCAAUUUCGAUUCAUGCUCCGAAGAUCAACCGUUCCACGCAUUUAGUCGCACCGUCUAACUUCGUAAUCGAAAAAGCCUGCAGGAUGCCGCCCGCUGUCGAUAUCUGUCACUCUCAAAAUCCGAGAUUUAUUGUGACUCAUGCAGCAAAAAACCCAUCAACUAAAAAUGGACUUGAUUAUAUCGGUAAAAUACCUCUAUUAAAUGCAUGUACGGUAGAGAUCUCGUCCAAACUUCGCUACUAUAUUGAAGAAUGCGCUUUACUGUGCAGUCCUAAAGACAUUUAUAUAUGUAAUGGUACUGAUGUCGAGUACAUGCAAAUGCUAAAAAUUCUCCGAAAAAGUGGAACUAUCGAAAGCUUGCCCAAAUACGAAAAUUGUUGGUUGGCAAAGACUAACCCUGCAGAUGUGGCACGUGUCGAGAAAUGUACGUUUAUCAGUACAGACUUGAAAAGUGAUGCUAUUCCUAUACCGCGUAAAGGUAUAAUUGGAGAGCUUGGAAAUUGGAUCUCUCCUUAUGAUAUGGAAAAAGCUAUUUCAGAACGUUUUCCAGGUUGUAUGAAAGGACGCACUAUGUAUGUGAUCCCCUUCAGUAUGGGACCUGUAGGUUCUCCACUUUCUAAAAUUGGUAUAGAAAUUACCGAUUCGGCUUAUGUAGUUUGUUCGAUGAGAAUAAUGACUAGAAUGGGAGAAAAGGUACUUGAGGCUCUGGGAAAUGAUACUUUCGUUAAAUGUUUACACUCGGUGGGUGUGCCGAAACAUAAUUCAAAAGUCAGUAUAACUCACUCAUGGCCAUGCGAUCCCGAAAGGACGAUUAUCCUUCACAAACCUGCCAAAAACGAGAUUGUGUCUUAUGGAAGUGGUUACGGCGGAAAUUCUCUAUUAGGAAAAAAGUGUUUUGCGCUUCGAAUUGGUUCCACGAUAGCCAGGAAAGAAGGAUGGCUUGCUGAACAUAUGCUCGUAUGUUUUCCAUUUUUUUAUAUAGCCCCAUCAUAAUUUAUCCUUUUUGUU
Messenger RNA from Temnothorax curvispinosus, 1630 nucleotides. Its product is annotated as phosphoenolpyruvate carboxykinase [GTP]-like. NCBI's taxonomy places the organism in Eukaryota, Metazoa, Arthropoda, Insecta, Hymenoptera, Formicidae. The record is from RefSeq and is a predicted model, not a curated record. Bases 500 to 1615 code for a protein of 371 amino acids. The transcript is spliced from 5 exons. Gene Ontology annotation, molecular function: phosphoenolpyruvate carboxykinase (GTP) activity; manganese ion binding; GTP binding. Gene Ontology annotation, cellular component: cytosol. Gene Ontology annotation, biological process: cellular response to dexamethasone stimulus; cellular response to insulin stimulus; cellular response to glucose stimulus.